Messenger RNA from Catharus ustulatus (Swainson's thrush), 919 nucleotides. RefSeq lists its product as uncharacterized. The coding region runs from base 1 to 639 and encodes 212 amino acids. The transcript has 6 exons. The record is from RefSeq and is a predicted model, not a curated record. NCBI's taxonomy places the organism in Eukaryota, Metazoa, Chordata, Aves, Passeriformes, Turdidae.
AUGGAUUAUCUGGAAGCCCUGCUGGAAUAUGGCUUGAAAUUCUUGGAGGAUGCUGGAGCUGAAAGUGUUUGGGAAAAUGAUCGGGUUUCUCAAAGACCAUUCGGGCAUGAGCCUCUGGGAGAUGGUGAGGGUGUGUCUGCAGGGAUGAUUUCUCCAACUCCUGGCCUGGAUGCUGCACACAAGCCCAGUUCUCAUCACAGGGUGAUGGACCCAAAGUCUAUGCAGAAGGAGGAACUUCCCAGAGGAAGCAGUGGCUCAGUGCCAGCCUCUACUGCUGGAGGGAAAGUAAUGUCUGGCACAGGCACAGGAGAUGCAGCCGGCAACUCAACACAUGUUCCCAAUUCCCAGAAGGGCAUUGGAAGCGGUGUCUGUCAGGGAACACGCUGUUUGCUGGAGUUAAUAGCCAUUGUGGUUGGUGGGGAACUUGUCUUCCUGUUGUGUUGUGCUGGAAUCUGGUAUUGCUGGAAGAGAAAACGUCGCACCUCUGGACAGCAGAAGAAAGACGUUGGCUACACCUCGGACUCUGACAGCUUGAGCAGCUUCUCUCACCGUAAUAAGGGCCUGGGCAGCCCUUGCAAGAGCUCUGAGAAAAGGACCCCAAAUCGGCCAUCUACAAGGGCCCCUCCUAUUAUGCUCUAGAUCCCACUGUCAUCUCUUCUCCCCAUGGAUAUCCCCAAGCUGCCUUCACUCCCUUUUUUGAUCUCCCUCUGCACUGUCCCAUCUCAUUCCUAUGUUCUUCUAGAGACCCCAGCACCAACCCAGCACUUUCCAGCCCCAGCAGAGACCAACACCACCCUUCCUCUGCCCCUAAGCCCACUGGCCCUGCCCUCUAAACAACAUUGAAGUUCAUCUCUCCACCACACCCCGCAGUGUAGACAAUGGCCCAUUCUUCUGUGCCAAUAAAGAGAUGGAAAUAUCA